AUGGAACGAUACCUGACGUUUCAGGAACCUCACCGAGUUCGAUAUACCACUGAUGAGGGUGUUUGUAUACAUGACCAAUAUGUCACGAUCAGAUACGAGUUCACAACAGUAGAAAGCUCUAUCCGAUUCCAAGGGGAUCUGCGCAGGAAGGACCUGAUCGAUUUCUACGAUGCUGAUGUCGUCUGGACCAAUGUUCAUGGACGCACAGAUGGCUUUGGCAAAGUGAAGGGCAUAGGCGCGAUACAGCGGCUCAAGUUGUGGAGGGAUCGAUACACUACGUUCCACUCGCUCAGUGUAUUCGCGAAUAAGACGGAUGGCCAAUAUCGGGAAUACGAUAUUCACUGUUUCGAUGGUGAGCUUCGCGGGAGGGAUGACCGUGCAAAGCAGCUUCGACUCAAUGCAUCCGGUCGACGACCCAGUUCGGGCGACGACCAUCAUUCACACCGGCGCUUCUCGUUACCACAUCAUUUUGCCGGGGCAUUCUCCCGAUUUACCGGUAUCUGGCUGGCCGCAUCAUGCGCUCGACUCGGUACCAGAACCCUCGGACACGACCGACACUACGCCUUGAAGAGUCUAAUUUGA
Messenger RNA from Fusarium pseudograminearum CS3096, 582 nucleotides. RefSeq lists its product as uncharacterized. Bases 1 to 582 code for a protein of 193 amino acids. The transcript has 2 exons. NCBI's taxonomy places the organism in Eukaryota, Fungi, Ascomycota, Sordariomycetes, Hypocreales, Nectriaceae. The record is from RefSeq and is a predicted model, not a curated record.